AUGACGGAAGCCGACAACUACGAUGAUGAGCUCGUCUCGGCCAACCCCAACCAGCGCAAUUGGCGAGGGAUUUUGAUUGCCCUCCUCGUAAUUAUCGUCGUGCUGGCCCUGAUCGUAACGUCUGUGGUACUGCUUACUCCGCCGGAUGAGGGACCGCGCGUCAAGGGACAACGGAUACGACUGCAGGACAUCAUCGAUGGGGAGUACGCACCGAAGAAGCUCAAUGGAAGCUGGAUUGGUGCGGACGAGUUCCUGUACCAGAACCACUGGGGUGAGAUAAGUUUACUCAGCAUGAAUAAUCUGUCGGAGCGGGUGCUCAUGUCCAACACGACGGUGAAAACACUUGCUCCGGUCAAGUUUUCCAUCUCCGCCGAUCGGCGGUACAUUCUGUUGGCCCAGAACAUGAGGAAACUCUUCCGACACUCAUACUUGGCGCAGUACACCAUCUACGACAUAAGCACGAGCGAAACGAUCCAGCUGGCGGUCAAGGCGGAAGAUGACGAAUGGCCGUGGCUGUUGCACGCCGAGUUCACCCCCAAAGGGCAAGCCAUCGUGCUGGUGUACAAGUACGAUAUCUACUACAAACCAUCGGCACGGGCCCCCCAGACCUACCGGCUGACGAAGAACGCCGUUCCCGGAAUCGUCUACAAUGGUGUUCCCGAUUGGCUGUACGAAGAGGAAAUCCUGCACGCCAACAAAGCAAUCUGGCUUUCCACGGAUGGCCACCUGAUGCUCUACACCACCUUCAACGAUUCGCUCGUGCAGGAGCAACAGUUUGCCUGGUACGGCACAUCCAGCGGUGACAUCAAUCUCUACCCGGAGAUCCGCUCCCUACGGUAUCCCAAGCCGGGCACCAGUAAUCCGACGGUAACCUUGAACGUUGCCGACCUGACUGAUCCGAAAAGCAUUCGGAUGAACAAGCUCACUCCUCCACCGAUUCUCGUGAACCAGGAGCACUACUUCACCAGUGCCGCCUGGAUUUCGCCGUCGGAGGUCAGCGUCGUGUGGAUGAACCGUCCCCAGAACCUAUCCGUCGUAACACUCUGCAAAAGCCCUAUGUGGUACUGUCAAGAGACUCACCGUAUCAGUGGCGAUGGCCGUGGUUGGGUCGACGAAAUGUCCAUACCGUUCUUCAGCCUUAAUGGCAGCUCGUACAUAGCGAUCUCUCCGCUGCGUGACGGUUCUGCAGGACACUUUCGGCACCUGGUGCACGUACAUAUCGGCAAGAAGCGUAUCAUCCCGUUGACUCAUGGCCGUUUUGAGGUUAAUAAAAUUCUCCACUGGGACCAGGCGAACAAUUUUGUAUACUAUCUCGGCAUACCGGAGCACUCGCCGGCCCAGCAACAUCUGUACCGGGCCUCGUCACUGCCCCCGAAGCAGGGCACUUCGCCCAGGCCGCCCCGCUGCCUCACCUGCAGCCACCAACACAGUGCGCACGCGCACGUCACGAUCAAGGCCUCGAACCGGGUCCAGCAGCAGUGGAACGAUGACUGGGAGGACAUCGAGGACGAGGAGGAAGAGUACGUGGAGAUCCCGCUAACGACGCCACCGUCGAAGAGGAAGCGGAAACCUACCGAACCGGAGCCUCCGCCUCCGCCGCCGAUGCCGUGUCAGCACUUUACGGCCACGUUCGCACCGAGCAACAGCGAGUACGCCCUGAUCGAGUGCCAGGGACCGAUCGUACCGUUCAGCGCCAUCUAUCGCAUCGUGCCCGACCUAACCAAGAGCCCCACGCAGGUCCUGUACUACCUGCAGAACAACACGGCGCUGGCCGAGCGCAUCAACAAGGUGGCCCUGCCGCAGGUGAAGUCGUUCCCCGUGAUGAUUUCCGGUGGCUACCAUGCCCAGGUUCGCAUGUUUCUGCCGCCGGGACUGCGUGAGGACGAAAUCACGCGCUACCCAAUGAUCGUGCACGUGUAUUCUGGACCGGGCACACAGCUCGUGACGGACAAGUGGCGGUUCGAUUGGAACACGUACCUGGCGGGCACGAAAGACUACAUCGUGACGCAGAUCGAUGGCCGAGGAUCGAGUGGCCAGGGAUAUCAGCUGCUGCACGAAGUGUACCGGCGGCUCGGUACAGUCGAAGUAUCGGACCAGCUCGAGGUGGCCGAGUAUUUGCGCGAUUCGCUGCACUUCGUGGACAAACGGCGCGUCGGUAUCUGGGGCUGGAGUUACGGUGGCUACACGGCGGCCCUGGCAAUGGCCAGCCCGACCAGCCUGUUCCAGUGCGGUGUCAGUGUGGCACCGGUGACGAACUGGAAGUUGUACGACUCUACGUACACCGAGCGUUACAUGGGCAUGCCAAACGUGACCGACAACUACAAAGGCUACGAGGACAGUGACCUAUCGAAGCACGCCGAGAAACUGCGGGACAAGCAGUUCCUUAUGGUCCACGGCACCGCCGACGAUAAUGUGCACUUCCAGCAGAGCGUGGUGUUCUCGAGGGCGCUCUCCAGCAAGGGCGCACUGUUCAAGCAGCUCAUAUACCCGGACGAGGGCCACAAUCUGUCCGGCGUUAAGAAGCACCUAUACCGCUCGAUGACGCUCUUCUUUGAGGACUGCUUCCGGAAGCUGGUGCCCCAGGACGUGAAGGCCGGUCUGGGGAACGGCGGAUCCAGUGAUUAA
Molecule: messenger RNA, 2625 nt
Organism: Anopheles cruzii
Lineage: Eukaryota; Metazoa; Arthropoda; Insecta; Diptera; Culicidae
Gene: Dpp10
Product: venom dipeptidyl peptidase 4
Exons: 16
Coding region: 1-2625 (874 amino acids)
Biological process (GO): proteolysis
Molecular function (GO): dipeptidyl-peptidase activity; serine-type peptidase activity
Source: RefSeq, a predicted model, not a curated record